AUGGAUUAAAAAAUUAGUUUAUAGCCAGGUUUAAUAAUUGAGUCUAGAUUUAAAUUACUUUAAAAAAUAGGGAGUGGUAGCUUUGGAAUUGUUUACUUAACUUAUGAUUUAUAAGAGAAGGAAUAUUGCGCAACGAAAUUUGAAAGUAGAAAUUUAUAAAUGAGAAUGAUGAAUAGAGAGAUACUAAUUUUGAAAUAAUUGAAAGGCAUCAAUGGUAAAUAGUUAUACAUUUAAUACAUUCAAUUUCAGGUUUUCCAGAAUUAAUUCAUUAUGGAAAAGAUAACCAAUAUUAAUUUUAUAUGAGUACAUUGUUAGGUGAGAAUUUAGAGGUUUUAUUAUAAAAAUGCGGUGGUAAAUUUACUUUAUAGACUGUCCUUCAAUUAUCUAUACAAUUGAUAGAUCGUUUAGAAGGUAAUUAUUCUCAAUAAAUAGUAAUAGUGUUUCAUAGUAUGAAUUUCAUUCAUAGAGAUAUAAAACCAGAGAAUUUCCUAAUUUAUAAAGAGGAUACAUCAAUAGUAUAUUUGAUUGAUUUUGGAUUGUCUAAAUAUUACAGAGUAACAGAUGGUAGACAUAUAGAAUUUACUUAAAAAACAGGUGUAAUUGGAACUGCACGUUAUGCUAGUAUAAAUACAUUACAAUGUAUAGAUAUCUAUAUUAUUUUAAGGGAUGGAAUAAUCUAGGAGAGAUGAUCUUGAAAGCUUAGGUUACAUGUUAAUAUAUUUAGUAAAAGGGGAGUUACCUUGGUCAAAUAUAAAGGCUAGAGAUAAAGACGAUAAGUAUGAGCAAAUUUUAUAAAUAAAAAUGGGCUUACCUUUAAAUUAACUAUGUUUUAAUCUACCAAAGGUAUAAUUUAUUUCAUUAUAAGUGUUUUAUUCAUUAUUUCUAACAUGUUAAAUCUCUUCUUUUCCAACAAUAACCUAAUUAUUAGCACUUAAGAAAUCUAUUCGAAAAACAAUUACUUGAAUAUAAUCACUAAUUAUAUGACUGGGAGAUUAAAACAAUAGAGAAGUAACAAUAAUAGUAAGAUAUUCUUAUUGAUCCUAAUUCAAUACCUGAUAUUAGAUUACAUAGUGAUUUAGAUUAUGUUCCACCUGUAGAUGAUGAAGGUGAAGUCUUUCUUUUAAAAUAAGAGAAUUAGCAUCAUGUCAAAUUUAUGAAAGAAUUACAUGAAAAAUAUUUAGAUCACAAUUCAUAUAAAUAGAUGUAGUAAAUUUAAUUAUAAAAAACUACAUCAAUUGAACCUAAAAGUUAAGCUACAAGCAAAUAGAACAAUUAUCAAACUAGCAAUCAUACUUUAAUCUAGAUUGAAUCUUAACCUUAUAUUUAUAAUAAUGUUCCAUAAUUCUCUAAAAGAAAAGAUUCUAAAUCAUAUACUUCAUUUAAAUAAACUUAAGAGCAUAAAGAAAAUAGGAAGUUUCGAUAAUCAAAUGAUGACUAUGAUUUAGAGAUGGCUAAUGAAGAUGGACAAAAUCUUGACUUAAAUAAUCUCUAAGCCAAUCACUUUUUAAAUUGA
Molecule: messenger RNA, 1513 nt
Organism: Paramecium pentaurelia
Lineage: Eukaryota; Ciliophora; Oligohymenophorea; Peniculida; Parameciidae
Source: the annotation of a GenBank genome assembly